GUAAAAAGUUAAGCAAUGAAAAACAAAGCUAACCUCAAGGGGAAAAUAAAGCAGUCAUCAUCAUCACCAGCAGUAUGUUUAUCUAUCUAUCUAUAUUGUAUCUUACGCCUGCGAAAUUCAUAAUUUUUAUACCAUACCUAACUGCCUGUCGUCCUCGGAAGCACUUCCAAACCAGCGCUUAACUACCCUACGCAUUACAUUGCCUGCCCAGCUCCAUUUUUUCCUUUUACAAUCAACUAGAAUAACGGCGAGCUCUAACAAACUACUCCGCUGUCUCGUAGCACCUAUCGUCUCGAGUAUUUCUUGCUUAAUUUUGUAUGUUAUUGCCCAAACUUACCGUGGUUGUUCGUCUGCUUGCCUAUUGUAUUUUAUUGCGUAUAUCACGCACCCUGACCAUAAAUAGUUAAGCAAUGAAAAACAAAGCUACCCUCAAGGGAAAAUAAAGCCUACAUCAUCAUCAACAGUAGUCUGUUUAUGUCAUCUCCGUGCAAUUUUCAAUAACCUUUCGUCUUGCGCCAUCUGAUUCUAUCUUACGCCUGCUAACUUCCUAAUUUUCGUGCCAUACCAUAUCUAAUUGCCUGCCGUCCUCGGAAGCACUACCAAACCAGCCGUUAACUGUCCUACGCAUUACAUGGCCUGCCCAGUUUCAUCUUUUCCUCUUAAUGUCAACUAUUAUAACUGUUAGCUCUAACAAAGCACUCCGCUGUCUCAUAGCUCCUGCAGUCUUGAGUAUUUGUUUCUUAAUUUUGUAGGUUAAUGCCCAGGCUUACCGUGUUUGUUCGUCUGUUUGCCUAUUGCAUUUUAUUGCGUAUAUCAGGGACUAUGACCAUGAGAAGUUAAGCGCUGAAAAACAAAGCUAACCUCAACAUACGGCGGUUGGGUUUGUCAUGCGUUGGUAGCGCAUGACGCCGCUUGUGCUGAUAUGUGGGAAAUCACGGUAUCAUGGAGUGGAUGGCCUAUACCUUUCUGCACAACCUAUAAUUUCGGCUCUUUCGGUUUCCUCUUCCCCUACGAUGAGACAUAGUUCUUAUCCUUUCAUUUUCCAGAUUGAUUCGCUUGUUUGGAGUUGGCGCUAAGUCCGUGUUCUUCGCUUGCGCUUGCCUGUUUUUUUCUCCUGCUGUUCAUCAUUUACUUCCCAUCAGCCCAUCAAUGUCCUGCCAUAAAACACCACGGCCCGUACAGCUGGCGUUGCUGUAUAUGGGACUACGUAGAUGAAUAACCGUCAUCGAGGCGCGAACGGCCAAUAGUUAGAAAUCGUCAUCUGGGACGGUCACUUCUAGGGCGAUCACUUUCGGAGGCGAUCACACCGGCUGUGUGGACGCAUAGGACCGAAAGCGUUUCUGGCUCUGUGUGCAAGCUCGCUUUCUUAUGGUGUACAGAAUAGGUCAAGGUUUCGUGUCCUCACCUCUUUCACCGUGCUUCUCACAUACGUGUGCGUUGUCUUCUUUUUAAUUGGUGCCGUAAACGAACGACGCGAGAUCGACAUGUUCGUGUCCUGCACUCAUCUGUCGGUCGAAGAACAUGCUGGCCUUUCGAUUGUCAUCACCAGGUCAAGCGGGAGACAGCAGCACGGGGGCCGACUGCACGAGUCAAACCGGCAAGGGCCACCAUUUGUUCGAAGAAUCCCGACCCGUUUCCUCCGGACAAUACGCCCCGGGACGUCUGCAGGGCCGGAUCACCUCGACCCAUUUCUCAACUCACUGGCUGCAAUCUAAUAUCGCCUCUAUUGACAAGUUGCACGGCGUUACCAGGUCCACUGCAGUGUGGAAGGUCUUCCUGGCUGCUGGAGAGCGCGGUGAACAGCAUCUGCUGCCGCACGCUCAAGUCAGGCCACCGGUGCCAGUUGCGAGCAACGUAGGCGACACAGCGCUCCAGCUUUACCUGUGACAUGAGCAGUCCGGGAUGUCUCCGCGCAGCCGGCUACUCGACUUUGGAUGUCGGUUGGCCAGGAUGUCCAGCAGGGUGGAACUUUCUUGCUCUGCCUGUUAAAAUGCUAAGCUAUAUUGUUUAAGUGGCUCGGCCGCUCAUAUGCUCAGAUAUGUCCGUUUUGCUACAUUUGGACAUCAUUUUAUGUCAGCGAAGCGCCGUUUCCACAAUAUUUCAAGCUAAUAAUGAAUCAUCUGUGGCUGUUAAUGUCCACGCAAACAUAUGCACCGCUUUGGUUAUUCUCACGUGCAACGCUGUGCUCUAAGACUUAUUGAAUAUGCGGAAUAUCGAAAUAAUGUGUAAGACGGGUACAAUAAGUGAUAUUUCAGUGCGGAAAUCAGUGACAAUAGACUUCAAGGCCGCCGCGUUAGCAGGUGGAACUGUCCGCGCGUUUAACCGCCACAAUGUUGGCACAACUGCGUGCUUAGUCUUGCUCAUCCAGUAUUCGGUGAGGGCGACACGGCUUCCAGGUGCGACACUUCUCCCCGAGGGAGCCAAUCACGCACAACCAACAUGGGUGAGAGUGCAGAAAUCAAAAGGUGGAAGCUCCGGCACCUUUCCGAACCGUUUCCAGUGGCAUGCUGCAGGGGGCACCGCAGCAAAGUGAAAAAGGCGGAGUAGUUAAGAGAGCAUGCUCUAAACCACUUUUGUGAGCUAGACAUUUUCGAAAUAAUCCUCAGCUUUAAAUAAUUCAGCAUCGUCAUGAUUAUCAGCAUCAUCAUCAGCCUGUUUUAUGUCCACUAUAGAACGAAGGCCUCUCCCUGCGAUCUCCUGUUGCCCCUGUCCUGCGCCAACCUCUGGUAACGUGCGCCUUCGAAUUUCCUAAUUUCACCAUCCCACCUAUUCUUCAGCCGUCCUCGACUGCGUUUCCCUUGGCACCCAUUCUGUAAUCCAAAUGGUCAACUGGUUAUCUAACCUGUGCAUAACAUGACCGGCCCAGCUGCAUUCUUUUUCUUUUUAUGCCAUAGAAUAUCGGCUCUUUCUGUUUACUCUCUGAUCCACACCACUCUCGUCCUGUCUCUAAACGUUACGCCUACCAUUCUUCGUUCCAUCGCUCUUUGUGCGGUCCUUGUUUUCGAAUUUCUUUGUCAGUCUCCAACUUUAUGCCCCAUAUGUUAACAACGGUAGUAUGCACUGAUUGUACACCUUUCUUUUUAAUGAUAAUGCUUAGCUUUCAGACAGGAUCCUACAAUGUCUGCAUGCGCUCCAACCCAUUUUUAUUCUUCUUCAAGUUUCCUUCUCAUGAUCAGAAUCUCCUGUGAAUAAUGGACCUAGGUAAACGUACUCAUUCACAGGCUCUUAGAGGCUGACUGGCGAUCCUAAACUCAUGUUCCCUUGCCCGGCUAUUAUUCAUUGUCUUUGUAUUCUGCAUAUUAAUAUGACGCCCCACUAUUACACUCUCUCUGUUAAGGUCCUCAAUCAUUUGUUGCAACUCGUCCCCAGUGUUGCUGAACAGGACAAUAUAAUCUGCAAAUCGAAGGUUGCCGAGAUAUUCGGUGGUGAUCCUCCCUCUUAAGCACUCUUCCAACACUUCUUCCAAGCACGCAGUGAAUUGCAUUGGAGAGAUUGUCUCCUUGUCUGACCCCUUUCUUUGUGGGUACCUUCCUACUUGUGGAGAAUUAAGGUAGCUGUGGAAUGUCUGUGUAUAUUUUCCAACGUAUUUACGUAAGCGCCUUGUACAGGGUCGUCCCUUAUGAAAGAGAACACACGAGCGCGUGGCCCGUGCUCUACGGAGGCUGCUUAGAGCGCCAGCAAGUGGCAGCAAG
Messenger RNA from Dermacentor andersoni, 3692 nucleotides. NCBI's taxonomy places the organism in Eukaryota, Metazoa, Arthropoda, Arachnida, Ixodida, Ixodidae. The record is from RefSeq and is a predicted model, not a curated record.